CACAUGAUUAGGGUGUUUCCCAGUUGCACCUAUGUUCGUUUGUUUGUAACAGGUAAAGCAAGAAGGAUUGGGAGUGACUGUGGAGAGCUGUAAUGAAAUUGUACAUGGAGCAAACUAAAAGCAUUUUAAUGUUGGUGAACCGCUGUUGAGAAGAAAAAUAAAAAUAAGCGCACGUUUGGCCCACAAGACUUUAAUCUUGCUAGGUUUCUGCAUUUUGAGCAAAGACUUUUUAAACUAAUAAACACGAAAGAAGUGACACCGACCCGUGUAGGAGGAAGCCAUUUAAAAGACAAAUGGCACCCGUUUAACUCUUUGUAAGCCUGGAAGUUUGGGUUUAAGUCAAAAGUUUAUUUUAUUUUUUUUUUUUUUUUAAAAACGUUUGACAUGUCGCAUGUGAUGAUACAUUGUUACAUGGUGUUGGAGUUUUAAGACCUUUAUACCACUUUCGCCUAAAAUUAGUUUUGGAUUUUCCCAGAGGAAUUCUGACCAAGUAAAACUACAAAGAGACAUAUCGACAUAUUUUUCCGGGAUUCAGUUACGUUUAAAACUAAUCUGGGGUUGAAAAAAAGAAAGAAAAAGCUCCUGCCUAAGUCAGAACAAGCUGUGUUUUGCCAGUGAAUCUGGCAAUGUCAAUACAAUUAAUGAGAUCUUGGGCAUGCCAUUUAGCACACGCCCAAUGGCCUGACAGGAUGGUGCGUUUGGUUAAAGAUGAACAGUACUGGUGAGAAAAUGUUAACAAGCACCUUGAUUCGGAAUUCAUCAGCUGCAAGAGUUUUAGGUGACGCAAGCUCUCAGCGUUCAUCUCCUUUUUCAAAUUCUACAGACAUUAGCAAUGCAACAUUGUUACGGUCGGGAAACACCUCCAUCACUGGGGAUCGGCUCUUUCUGAACACAGCGGCGGCUCAAGGGCUGUCUGGGAUCUUUGUGUGGUCAGCACUGCUGCUCACCUGUCACCAGAUCUACAUGCAUCUACGGUAUUACAGCAUUCCGAACGAGCAGCGCUACAUCAUUAGAAUUCUCUUUAUUGUUCCAAUUUAUGCCUUUGACUCCUGGCUCAGCCUUCUUUUUAUCAGCAACGAUCAGUACUAUGUUUAUUUCGACUCGGUACGGGACUGCUACGAAGCAUUCGUAAUUUAUAACUUCCUCAGUCUGUCCUUUGAGUAUCUUGGAGGGGAGAGUGCGAUUAUGUCGGAAAUCAGAGGGAAACCCAUUCAGUCAAGCUGUUUUUACGGAACCUGCUGUUUGGGAGGAAUUAGUUAUUCAAUUGGAUUUCUGCGUUUCUGCAAACAGGCAACCCUUCAGUUCUGUGUUAUCAAACCCAUUAUGGCCGUCAUCACCAUCAUAUUGCAAGCAUUUGGGAAAUACCAUGAUGGAGACUUUAAUGUUAAUGGUGGCUUCCUCUACAUCAGCAUCAUCUAUAACUUCUCAGUGAGCCUGUCGCUCUACUCUCUGUUUCUGUUCUACUUCGCCACCAGUGACCUGCUCCGCCCUUUCGAACCUGUGUUAAAAUUCCUGACCAUAAAAUCAGUGAUUUUCCUCUCUUUCUGGCAAGGUAUGUUGCUUGCUAUCCUAGAGAGGUGUGGUGUCAUCCCUGAAGCCCUGUUAAUCGACGGCCAUGAAGUUGGGGCUGGGACGGUGGCUGCAGGCUGGCAGAACUUUAUCAUCUGUAUUGAGAUGUUCUUUGCAGCAAUAGCACUCCGACACGCCUUCACCUACAAUGUAUACCAGGAGAAAAAGAAUGAAAUGUCAGGUAACAAUGCCCCAAUGCAGAACAUCUCUAGCGGGUUGAAGGAGACGAUGAACCCCAAUGAUAUGGUUCAGGAUGCCAUUCACAACUUCUCCCCUGCCUAUCAACAGUACACCCAGCAAUCCACCCAGGACGUGACAGCCCCCAGCCAGAGCGGGAGGCCUGGGCAGCACCGAACUGUGCACAAGACCAAACGGCCAAAGAAAAAUGACAAACUCGUGCUGAUCACCUCAGAUGAUGAACAGUAGACACUUUGGAGUGUUAUUUUACUGGGUGACUUGAUGCUUUAUCCAAAG
Messenger RNA from Acipenser ruthenus (sterlet), 2043 nucleotides. RefSeq names its product transmembrane protein 184B-like. NCBI's taxonomy places the organism in Eukaryota, Metazoa, Chordata, Actinopteri, Acipenseriformes, Acipenseridae. Gene Ontology annotation, cellular component: early endosome membrane. The record is from RefSeq and is a predicted model, not a curated record. The transcript is spliced from 10 exons. Bases 709 to 1995 code for a protein of 428 amino acids. Gene Ontology annotation, molecular function: transporter activity. Gene Ontology annotation, biological process: transport.